Molecule: messenger RNA, 608 nt
Organism: Hevea brasiliensis (rubber tree)
Lineage: Eukaryota; Viridiplantae; Streptophyta; Magnoliopsida; Malpighiales; Euphorbiaceae
Product: flavonoid 3'-monooxygenase-like
Exons: 2
Coding region: 1-510 (169 amino acids)
Molecular function (GO): iron ion binding; heme binding; monooxygenase activity
Source: RefSeq, a predicted model, not a curated record
AUGGAUAUUGUGAUCGGUGGUACCGAUACAAGUUCAACCACGGUGGAAUGGGCCAUGGCAGAAAUGAUGCUACAUCCCCAAGUGAUGAAGAAAGCCCAAGAAGAAAUGACAAAUGUGGUGGGAAUCAAUAACUUAGUUGAAGAAUUCCACAUUCAAGAAUUACCAUAUUUACACUCAAUAGUGAAGGAGACGUUAAGAUUGCACCCAGUGGCUCCAUUACUCCUACCCCGUUGCCCAACUGAGUCCUGCAACGUAGGUGGCUACACUAUCCCAAAGGGCACUAAGGUUUUCUUGAACGUCUGGGCUAUGCAUAAAGACCCUGAAUUUUGGGACCAUCCCUCAGAGUUCCAACCAGAGAGGUUCUUUGGUGAGGGUAGUAGGUUGGAUUAUUUGGGAAACCAUUUACAGUAUCUUCCAUUUGGGUCCGGUAGGAGGAUUUGUGCAGGGCUUCCUCUAGGUGAAAGGAUGGUAAUGUACUUAUUGGCCACAUUCUUGCAUAUGUUCAACUAGAAAUUGCCCGAUGGUGCAAAUCCUGAUACGUCAGAGAAGCUUGGGAUUGUCUUGGAGAAAUCUACUCCACUAGUUAUUAUUCCAACCCCUAGACUGUU